AUGCCGGAAGCAUACCACGCCCACCCAGACUAUGGCUACCCGCGUGACUUCAAGGGUUACGGCGAGAAAGGUCUUGCCUGCCCAUGGCCCAACGACGCCAAAAUCGCAGUCUCCUUCGUCAUCAACUACGAGGAGGGCGGCGAACGAUCAGUCCUAGCAGGCGACGGCGUCUCGGAAACCAACCUCCGCGAGAACCCCAUGGGCCCCGCAAAGUACAACGAGCGCAACUACAGCGUCGAGUCAGAGUACGAAUACGGCUCCCGCGCGGGUUUCUGGCGUCUCUUCCGCCUGUUCAACUCCCGCAAGAUGAAGUUCACUCUCUACGCCGUCGCCCAGGCCGUCGAGGAGCAGCCCGAGGUCGCGACACGGUGCGUGGAAGAGGGUCACGAUGUGGCCUCACACGCCUACCGCUGGAUCGACUACCAUGACGUGCCGAUUGAAACGGAGAAGGAGUACAUCCGAAAGUGUAUCACUUCGCUCAAAAGUUUGACGGGGUAUGCGCCCAAGGGGUGGUACUACGGUCGCAACUCGCCGCACUCGAGGACACUUGUGCCGCAGGUGUAUGAAGAGAUGGGAGAGGAUCUUGUGUGGGCGAGUGAUACAUAUGCCGACGACGUGCCGUACUGGAUUGAUUUGCCCACUGAGCGGGAGAAGGCUGAUCCAAAGGGGUGUCUGAUGGUGCCGUACAGCUAUGACUGUAAUGACUUCAAGUUCCACGUCUCGGGUUCUGGGUUCCGCGAUCCGCAAGGGUUCUACACGCAUUUAAAGAACGCCUUUGAUGUGUUGUAUGAGGAGGGUCAGGAGGGGAUGCCCAAGAUGAUGACGAUUGGGCUGCAUUGUCGUAUUGUUGGUCGGCCGGGGAGACUGGCUGCGCUGAGGGACUUUGUGGAUUACAUUGCGAAGAAGGAGGGCGUUUGGGUUGCUACGAGGACGGAGAUUGCAGAGGCGUUUAAGGCCAAGUAUCCCUAUAAGAAGGGCCAGCUAGCAUAG
Messenger RNA from Colletotrichum abscissum, 990 nucleotides. Its product is annotated as polysaccharide deacetylase. Gene Ontology annotation, molecular function: hydrolase activity, acting on carbon-nitrogen (but not peptide) bonds. Lineage: Eukaryota; Fungi; Ascomycota; Sordariomycetes; Glomerellales; Glomerellaceae. Bases 1 to 990 code for a protein of 329 amino acids. The record is from RefSeq and is a predicted model, not a curated record. The transcript has 2 exons. Gene Ontology annotation, biological process: carbohydrate metabolic process.